Molecule: messenger RNA, 2844 nt
Organism: Trypanosoma theileri
Lineage: Eukaryota; Euglenozoa; Kinetoplastea; Trypanosomatida; Trypanosomatidae
Exons: 1
Coding region: 1-2844 (947 amino acids)
Source: RefSeq, a predicted model, not a curated record
AUGAAGCCAUUCCGUGGCCAGCAGGAUGCUGGCUCCCACUUGAUUGGUUCCCCUGCGCGACGUGGUGGCGAGCAUGAUACCACGCAUAACGCAUAUUUGGCGACUGGUGGCAGGGUGGACUCUCAGGGGACACGGGAGCGCAAUGCGGAGUACAGCGCGUUUGACGUUUUGGUUUCCCCCUCUAUUGCUGGUGGUGGUGGUGGUGGUGGUGGUGGUGUCUCUUCUACUGGGCAUCCACCCACCGGUGGUGUGUCACCGCCGCGAGCGCCGGAAGCGUCACAUCAUUACAGCAGUGAUGCACUUGUUUCCUCCGCACUAGCUGCUGUCUCAAUGCCUCUUGCUGUUCCGCCACGGAGUGGAGACACUGCGGAGUUGUCAUCGGACCUUGUUGGCACGCGUGACCUGCAGCGUGGACUACUGGAGCAGAAGUUGCAUCAGGUUCAACGCGAGGCGGACGCGGUACGUGCGGAGCUGCGGGAGGCGAGCGGCCGCGUGGCGCAGUUGACGCUGCGGUUGAACGAGCAGAAGGUGGAGUUCAGUGCGCUGACGCACCGCUACGGGGCGGCGGUGGAAAAGUUGACGGCAGCGGAGGGCGGCGUGCGGCGAUUGGAGGAACAUCUCGUGCGGGAGCGGGCCGCCGCCGGGCGGGCGCGGGAGGAGCGCGACGGACUGCGGGCGGCUCUACACGAGGCGGAACAGGCCGCCGAUCGACUCCGACGCGAACUCCUCGAGGAACGUGGCCGACCGGCGGUGGACCCUCGCGAGGUGCAGCGACUCCUCGAAGAUCGCACGCGAUAUAUCCCCGCCGCAGAGAUGCAGCAGCAGCGCGCGGAGGCACACAGCGCACAAAGGGCACUCGUCAGUAGAGUCGAUAAGGCGCUAGACACACUUCUCUUCGCACACGAAGAGGAUGAAACCGCUGUAUUUGUCGCCCGUAGCGCAGUGUUAUCCGCUGCAACUGACCUUGAAGCAAAGAUCACUGCCACAGAGGCAAUACUUGCCGCCCUUUAUGACCAGAUGGCAAUCUUUAAUGAGGGGUCAGAGCGUGACAUGGCCGAAAUGAUAACCGCCCUUAUCGCAGAAAAUAAAGAGCUUUGGCAACACCUUUCAAAGCUUAAGAGUGAGUACGAUGCGGUUACCACGCAGUUAACUUCACUACGUCGUAAAGGGGAAUAUGUCCCACACGAUCAGUAUAGUUACACCCAGAAACAGCUUGCAAUAACCACAGAGAAACUUAAUCAGGCACAGAAAGCUGUUGAAGCGCAAAUUGAAAUGGCAAAAGAACAUGAAGAGCAAAUGAAGGUAGUAAUGAAUAGUAACGAGUCGCUUCAGGAGCGAACACGUCUCCUUGUUGAACAGUUAUCCAAGGCACAACAGAAUGUAGAGCAAAUAAGUCAAGAAUUAGAAGAAAGCAAAACGUCAGCAAAGGAAGCGACGCGACGAGUGGAGGAGUUACAAACCCUUGUAGAAAAUGAGAGACGCCGUAUGGAUAACACUGUACAACAACUUAAGGAAAAUCAUUCCUCAGUAGAGCAAGAGUAUGAAAAUCGUAUUCGCCAUCUUCAGGAGGAACGAAAUGUGGCAUUGGAAAGCUCUGAUCGAGCACGUCAUGAUUUGAGUGAAUUACAGCAACAGGUAGAAUCAUUAGAAAGAGAACUGGAAUCUCGCACUCGGUACUUUGAAAACUACAAGCAACAAGCAGAAGAACAUCAAAAACAGAUAAAUCGUUCCGUCCAUGAGGAGAUGACUAGUGCACGAGAGUUACUUGAGCAUGAAUUGGGCCUGAUACGACGAGAAUUAGGAGAUCAGCGUACGGCUACCCGAGAGGCAGAGCGAGAGCGGGAUGACGAACGGGCUGAGCGCCAGGCGGCUCAAGCUGUUGUUAGUGGAUUAGAGGCUGAAUUAUUACAGCAACGUCGUGAAAAUGAAGAGCAGCAACGGCAGCUUGGGGAAGUCACUGAACGCCUGCAAAAACUAGAGGUAGAAGCAGGACAACUGCGAGAAGGACGUGUUGAAGCUGGUGAGGAAGUGUUUCAACUUCAACGUGAUGUAAAACGUUUUCAAGAGCGUAACCAUGAAUUAGAGCAAGAGUUACAAGAAGAAAGGGAGAAACACCUACAGGAAUUGACACAGAUGAAAAAAGACAUGCGAGAACUUGAUCGAAAUCGUACAGCGGUUCAGGAGGAGUUACAACGACUCCGUAUUCGAUUUGUAGAGGUAGAACAGCAGAAAGAACGCAUCCCACGGGAGCGCAUAGAUGCUGAAAAAGAAACCCUUAUGCGUGAAAAUGUGCGUCUUCACGAGCAAUAUCAAGAAGUACAACAAGAAAAUGUUACUUUACGUGAGAAUCUGCAGCAAUUACGUGCCAAAACAUUUAGUUGUGAACAACUUUCUCAGCAACUAGAUGAUUUACAAGAACGACUGCGGCAGCUACCGGCAUUAAGACAGGCUGCAGAAGAUGCCAGGCGUGAUGCCAUACGUUCAGCAGAAGAAACGGAGGCCUUGCGUCAGGAACGAGACGCUAUGGCAGCAAAGCUAGACUUUUUCCUUGAAGAAAGCAAACAGGCUGCCAAAAAAGACGAAGAAUGGGGACGUGUUUUCCGUGACGCAGCAGAGCAAGCACGAAGACUAGGUGGUCAGGUAUCAAUGGCGAAACAACAACAACAAAAACAACAAUACAGUACACCAGUAUCGUUUGUUUCACACCCUGGUGGUUAUAGUGAACAAUAUAGCAACUACCAACGUGCUCUUGGUGCUAGUGGUGGGGUUGGGGGCAAUAGUAACGGGGGAAUAGAUACAUCACCACAUCCUAGCGCUCCAACACUACACCGUCCAUGGCGCUAA